Molecule: messenger RNA, 240 nt
Organism: Apiotrichum porosum
Lineage: Eukaryota; Fungi; Basidiomycota; Tremellomycetes; Trichosporonales; Trichosporonaceae
Exons: 3
Coding region: 1-240 (79 amino acids)
Source: RefSeq, a predicted model, not a curated record
AUGCUCGUCGUCUCGCGAUUGUUCCAGGAAUACUGGCUCCCGCUGCCCCAGUGCGACGACGACAUCGACACGUGGAGGACUACGACUUUGAGCCUGUGCAGGACCACGGACGGCGAGAUGGCCUUCCACCUCCUCGUCAACCGCGUGUGGCUCGGCGGCAUCGAGGACGAGGUGUGGGAUAUCCUGCACGGCCUCAUCCCGGACUUUGACGGCACUGGUGUGGAGAUUGUCUCGCUGUAG